CCCAGCCCUCCAAAACCCUAAACAUAUAAUCUAGGGCCACCCUUUUCCAAGAACCCUAAACUGAGAUCAUGAUCACAAUGGUGGCUACCUCGAAGGCUUUUGUAGCCAUGUUCUUCAUCUCCAUGCUUUUCAUGGUGAUCUCCUUGCCUCCGAUCUACGCUUGCGCCCCUUGCACUCACCCGAAUCCACCUUCUUACGGUCCUCCACACCACGGUGGAGGCGGUGGUGGUGGAGGAGGCCCACCACACCAUGGUGGAGGUGGAGGAGGAGGUGGUGGCGGAGGCGGCGGCCAUCAGGGUGGAGGUGGUGGUAGCGGUGGAGGAGGCAAAGGUGGCGGCGGGAAAGGCCAUAACCCACCACCGAGGGGACCACAGAUGCCACCGAUCGUCCUGCCCCCGAUAGUCAACCCUCCGGUGAUCCGACCUCCACCCAUCACAAACCCUCCGGUGGUCCUACCACCUCCAUCGGUCACUCCUUCGCCACCUUGCUCGAGUUGCUACCCCGGAGGAGGUGGAGGUGGAGGCGGCGGUGGAGGUGGUGGUGGUGGUGUGCCUAGUCCGCCAGCCACGCAGCCGAGGUGCCCGAUCGACGCGCUGAAGCUAGGCGCGUGCGUGGACGUGCUGGGAGGACUGGUGCAUAUAGGGUUAGGGGAUCCGGUGGUGAACACUUGCUGCCCGAUCCUGAAAGGGCUGCUGGAGCUGGAAGCAGCGGUUUGUUUGUGCACCACCAUCAGGCUCAAGCUUCUCAACUUGAACAUCUUCAUUCCUCUGGCGCUUCAGGUUCUCGCCACUUGCGGGAUUACUCCCCCACCAGGCUUCGUUUGCCCUCCGCUCUGAAAUAAAAAAAAAAAAAAAACAAAGAGAACUACUACUGUUUGGUACCGUGUUGAAUAAAGGUUUCCUAACAAAAAAUUUUAAGGUUACUUGAAUUAAGUAGCUAGUUAGUUGUUGUGUUUUCCCUUUUAGCGCAGAACUGUUCGUGUUGUUUUUCUGGGUCAAAUGUUGUCUUGUAUUGCUCUCAGCGGUUGAUUAAUGGUUGUGUUGGUGCAUGUUUUGGCAUGUGUUAUUGUUCUCAGUACCUAUAAGAUUAGAAGAUGCUGAUUAUGAUAGGACCGUGUUACUUUCCAAUAUUAUUAACUGUUUAAUAUAUGCCUAUACAUGUC
Linum trigynum is the source of this 1162-nucleotide messenger RNA. Lineage: Eukaryota; Viridiplantae; Streptophyta; Magnoliopsida; Malpighiales; Linaceae. The record is from the annotation of a GenBank genome assembly.